AUGUCAUUCAGAGCAUCCGCCACAACUCCUAACAACCACCACCCUCAGCAACAACCACCUCCUUCUCUUCCAUCACCACUCUCUUCCAACAUGUCCACUCCAUUCAGAACCUCUAUCAGAGAAUUAUCGUCCACAGGAGGAGUUGGAGGAGGACCAACCAUGUCAUGUUGUUCACCGUGCUCUCCUCGCAACCACCAUUCCUCACUUUUAACGUUUUCUGCAUCCGCCACCACCACUCAUUCCACCACCACCACCACUCAUACUCCUACCAACAACAACAAGAUGAUGAUGAUUUCUGCAUCCACCACCACUCAUACUCCUACCACUAGUAUUACCACCACUUCUUCUAACAACACAAAUACGAGUAGUAGUAGUAAUCAUUGUAGUAGUUCUACAACCAAUACAACCAACACCAAUACCACCACUAGUAGGAGUAGAAAUAGUAGUAGAAGUAGUACCACCACAAAAACAAGUCCAAACCACCUCAAUCCUACAACUACUACUACUACUACAACUACUGUUGACACUUCUUCUUCUUCAUUAUUGAGAGCCAAUUCCUCUUCCUCUCUUCCACGAAGAAGAAUGAAACCAUUCCAUGACCUCACAAAUUCAUGUCACACAAAUCAUCAUCAUGAAACCAUGUCUCAACGAUCGAGUCGUUCAUCCGAUCACGAAGAAUUUGACACUUUGAAUGAUGACAUUCCAUCAUCUCUGUCUUGUGGUACUCGUGAAAGUCAUCACAGUGACAUUUCAGAAGAUGAUGAUGUCAUUCAUGAUACAAAAGUAUUGACUCAAAAUCUCACUAUACACAAUGAUGAGAAGGAAUCGUUCGAUUCGAAGAAUGAAUUUGUGAGAAGAAUGAAUUCACAAGUUCACAUUCAUGCUGGAAAAAAAAUGUUCACCUUUACUCCAUCUCCCUCAAAAGAAGAAGAAGAAGAACAAAUUUCCUCUUCUCCUCCUUCUCCUCCUAUUCAUCAUCAUCAUCAUCAACAAGAAGAACAUCACCACCAUCGACAAAGACCCAAUACUAUUCGUUGUAAAACCACCGAUGAUAUUCGAACCAUUUAUCGAGCGAAUGGAUCUUCUCCAAAUUUAAUUUCACACAAAAAACAUUCGUAUUCUGUUCGAGAUAAAUCUAGAACUCUGUUGUGGCUAAAUAGAGAUAAACAUGACAUGGUGGUGAUACAUUCCCCUGGAUCUCCCAAUAUUGGAAAUGGUAAUCAUUCCAUAAAUGGAAACAACCACUUUGAUCUUCAUUCAAGUUUUAUAUUAAGAGCCGCUGUCACACCACGAGGAAAUACAAAUGGAACGUUGAAAAUGGAUCAUGCAGCCACGAGUGUUGAUUUAUCUUCAAAUGGAAUGAAUCAUCCAUCUGAAGACUCUUCUACUUUGACCAAUGUUAAUAAUAAUAAUUUACAUUUAUUGGGAAUGGAUGAUGAAGAGGAAGAUGAAGAAAUGAAAAUGGAAAGAAGAAAGAAUAUUCCAACUUGUUUUUCAGAUGUGACAGAAGAAUUACAUUAUUAUAUCAAGAAUAAUCUUUUAGAUGAAUUUAAAAGAACUUUGGAAAGAGAAAGAAAUGAAAAUAAUGGAAAAUUUAAUGUUUCAACACAAUAUCUCGACAAGGAUGCAAAUAAUUCAUCACUUUUACACAAAUCUGCCUCUUUGAAUCGAUUCAAAUUUAUGGGUGUGUUAAUUGAUGAUUAUAGAGCUUUUAUUGAAAAGAAAGACAUUGGUGGUUCAACACCAUUGUUUUAUGCAGUUGCCAAUAAUUGCAUUCGAGCUUGUUUCUAUUUGUUAAAUAAGGGAUGUUCAGUCAAUAUUAGAGAUAAUUUUGAAAACACUCCACUUUCAGUGGCUCUUCGAAAGGGACACAUGGAUGUUGCAAAAACUUUAAUAUUAUUUGGUGCUGAUGUCAAUUUCAAAACACAAAAAGGUCAAACUUGUCUUCACAUGUGCUGUGAAGAGGGUGAUUUGUCCAAAGUUGAAUUUCUUCUGGAAAGAGGAGCAAGUAUCAUGAGAAUGAAUCGAGAAGAUCAAUAUUGCUUUUUCCAAGCUGCUCCACAUCCUCAUAUCAUUGAAUAUUUAUGUAGAUAUCUAUUAUCGAUUGAAGAAGAAAGUGUUUUUAACAAUUGUCCAACUCCUUCUCCAACGAGUAUGGUUCCAUCCAAAGUUAAAAAUUUAGAAAUUGAAGAACAAAACAAACAAGACAAACAAAUCUUUGAAAAUAUGCAAGAUGCACUCUCAACAACAACCUCCACGAAUGGUAGAGAUUCAACCACGAAACCAACAUUUUCAAAAUUAAUUGUGAAAAUGUCUGGAGCUGGAAAUACCAUCAUUCAUCAUUGUGCUUCUUUUGGAUAUUUGACAUCACUCAAAAUUCUUGUCAAUUACAUGAAUUAUGAAACAAUUGUGGAAUGUCUCAAUACCAAAGAUAAAAAGAAUGGAGACACUCCAUUGCAUGUGGCUGUCAGAAAAGGACAUCAAGAUAUUGCGCUCUUGUUGGCACGGGCACGAGAAGUCGAUGUCGAUGCUCAAAAUGAUUCAGGUGAUACUGCUCUUCAUAUUGCAAUUUCACAACAAAAUCAAGAAAUUGUCACUAUACUUGUAGCAGCCAAUUGUAGUGUGAAUAUUAAGAAUAAUCAAAAAUUGACAGCUAAACAAUUAGCAAAGAAGUAUAAUAUGAGCUUGAAAGUGGAACAAGAUAAAACAUUGAAGAGUUUAAAGACACAACAAACGUUGGGAUUCUUCCAGAAAAUGAAAAUGAAAUUCAAGAAGGAAAGUAAUUUGACAUUAGAGGAGAAAGCUGCAAAGAGACACACGAGUGCAUUUAUUGGAUCCAAUACAAGACUCUCAACCAAGGAUGUGAGACGAAUCAGUCGAGGGUCAAGCAACAUGAACAAGAUAGUGUCACAAGAUGAAAUUGAAGAUAUGAUCAAAAACCAACCCUAUCUGAAAUGGACAUCCAAGUUAGAGUUUGACCCUGAAAUGAAUGAAUAUCACAAAGAGCUUUUCUAUCAAGUGAACAAGCUCUACUAUUACUGGGUUGCUGAUCAACACUCAAUCCAGAUACAAAUUUGCCUCAGCGAUUUACUUGAAAAGACUCGAAAAUUCUUUUCCAAGCAAGACCAAUACAUGCAAGAACAUCAUUAUUCGGCAUUAGCCGCUCACAAACAAGACCAUGACAUGUUCCUGAACAAGAUUGAAUCCACUCUCAACAAACUCAACACCCUCGAUUGCAGUUUGGAUGAAGACUUGUUUUCUCAAAUUUCCACAUCACUCUUAAACCAUGUGCUAAAGCAUGACAUGGGAUUGUCCAUUUUCUCGAAAAAAAAGAAAUAG
This is a messenger RNA of Naegleria fowleri, 3339 nucleotides long. RefSeq lists its product as uncharacterized. Gene Ontology annotation, molecular function: metal ion binding; protein binding. The transcript is spliced from 2 exons. The record is from RefSeq and is a predicted model, not a curated record. Bases 1 to 3339 code for a protein of 1112 amino acids. NCBI's taxonomy places the organism in Eukaryota, Heterolobosea, Eutetramitea, Acrasida, Naegleriidae.